Molecule: messenger RNA, 7972 nt
Organism: Anastrepha obliqua
Lineage: Eukaryota; Metazoa; Arthropoda; Insecta; Diptera; Tephritidae
Exons: 13
Coding region: 963-7667 (2234 amino acids)
Biological process (GO): G protein-coupled receptor signaling pathway
Cellular component (GO): cytoplasm
Molecular function (GO): G protein-coupled receptor binding; guanyl-nucleotide exchange factor activity
Source: RefSeq, a predicted model, not a curated record
UUGUACAGUGAUCGUGCGCGGUGAUGAAGUGCUUAAAUUCGUUCUUGACGUCGUAAACGAAACGUGCACUGUAUUUGUUUUUUUUUUAUAUUGGAAACUCUUUUACGAAUUUAUUUUUACAAGCAAUUGUGGUGACUUUAAUUCGCCGUGAUGCGUGCGGGAUUCGUUGCGAAACAAAAAUUACAAAGUGAAGAAGGGUUGAUUAUUUGAUUUGUGUAAAAUGAAAAAAGUGAAGCUUAAGUGUAAAUCUAAACCGGAAUAAAUAAAAUAUUUCAUGAAGAGAAAAAUGUAAAAAAAACAAAAAAAAAAAAAAAAACAAGCUUACUUGCCGUCAAUUGGAGGCUUCAUUUCUGCCCCUCACUACAUCAUUAACGGAUGUGUUUUACACGUUAACUGUUCAUUUGCUAUUUGUAGAACAAAUAUAUAAAAGAAAGCAAAACAAAAUGUGCUUUAAAAAUAUAUAUGUAUGUGCAUAAAUAUGAAAGAAGUGAAGUCACAAAUUAAAACCUACACUUGAUGCGUAUAUCAGAAGAUAUUGAAAACAGAAAUGUUAAAAAUUUGAAUAUUGCUUAUAAAACAGUUAUACAAAAUUGUUGAACUAAACGAUAAAGUCGCAGGGUGGCUUUUGAUUUUUUUUUUUUUUAAUAAAUUUUUUAGUAAAGCGUAAUUAUUGAAAACAAAAAAAAAACAACAAAAUUCUUAAGCUGUGCAACACAGCCGCCAAUGGGAUGCGUCCUACAACAGUUGUAAUACGCCGCCGCCGCCAAACUUAAAAUAUUUUAUGACCGUUAAACAUAUGCGCGUCCACACAUACAUAUAUACCAACAAAAGUGUUAGUGCGCAACAAACUUUAAGUGCAGCCAGAAAUAAAAAAGAGUGGAACAAAUUAAAAAGAAAUUAUAAUAAUAAAAAUUCGUUCGCUAGUCAAAGUUAGUUAGUAAAAUUAAGAAGACUUAUUCACGAUGGAGAAGCUGCGCGAUAAAAUGUGGUUUCGCCUCUCGGGUGGCGGGAGCAGUGGGGCAGAUUCCGCAGAUGAUGCAUCACCCACAAGCACCAGCAGUAUUAAUAAUUCGCUGACGGUGCCCAGCUCAGGCGGCAGUGAGCCGUCGCGUUUUGAGAAGUUUCGACGUGCUAGCUUUCGUCGCAAAUCUACUGGCCACAUGCCGACACGUAAGCGUUCCAAAUCGCCCCAUUUCAUAUUGCAAGCGGACAAAUCCACUUCAUUGGAGGAAGCGGACGAGGAUGCGGAGAAGGAGCGCAACAAUGCAGUGUUGGCGCAAGGGCAGAUAUCGUCAGGUGAUGCUAUGAUCGGAGGCAGCUUGCUUGCAUGCCCCUCACAACAGUCACUGUAUCACAGUGAGGUGAAUAUUUUAUUGAAUGGAGUGGAGGGGCAUAUUACAGCACUGCCAUUGCUCAGCGAUCCCAAGCCGGAGCAUAAGAAGACGACACUCAAGUCCAUCAAAACAGAUCCACCGAAGCGCAAAUUCUACAAGUUCUCAUCUUCCUUAGCGCGUCGGCAUGGUUCAUUCGAGAGUGCUGAAGUACCACCGGCUGUAAGCACGCUUGCGCGCUUGGGCGAAUACACACCAAAAAGCACCCACAAACAGCCGAACGCAAGAGUCGCCGCCUCUGUCGCCGAGUAUAGUGAUGAGGAGGAUGAUAACGACGACGAUGACGAGGAUGCGGAUACGGACUCCACCGAUUCGGAUGACGAAAGCAGUGAUGCUGACGCCGACCAAUUAUCGCCUCAACGUGGCAAUGGUAAAGAGAAGAUACUGCUUACCGACCCAAAGUUUAAACAUAACCGCAUCGAGAAGAGUUCUUCCAAAACGAAGAUGACCGAUCUGGAGAAGCGCGAGAGCUUGAAACGUUCACGUAGUGCGCGCAAAAUAGCUGCAGCCGAACGUGUUGCUGCUGCAGCGGCAGCGGUAGCUGCGUCUUCUGCGGUGACGGCGGGUGAGGAGGCGGUAAGCCCACAAAAGAAGAAGGAUAAACGUGCGGAAAAGGAGGCGGCUAAGAAACAAUCACGUGGCCAUAAUAAUCUUAAUUUGAAUGCGCUCGUCAAAUUCGUGAUGAGCAACAAGAAAUUUCUAAAUACUGAAGAGUUUACCUUCACGCGUCGCAAGUCGGUGUCGGAAGUGGCGACGACGGCCAUCACUUUGGCGGCCACUUGCAAGCCAAUGCCGAUUGCGUUAAAGUAUCCGCCCGAAAAUGUGGUGGCCGAAACGCCGAAGGAGCAUGACACCAAGGCUGAGCGCAAUGUAAUACUUGUAAAGAAACAAAAUCUCAAGAAUUCAUUUUGCGAUCACUUAAACAACAAUAAUAACGAGUGCGGCAGUGAUAAGAACAAAAAGAAGAAACAGAAGAAGCAGAAAAAGAAAUCAGUGGAGCUGGAGGAGUGUGUGAACAGAGAAAUCUACAAAUGUAUUGCUGAGGAUGAUACGCAAAAAGCAUUGGACGCCAAAGUGAAGCGCAACAGUUCAAACAGCUCGAAGAGCAGCAAAAGUAGCGGCAACUUUGAGGAUGAAGCUUUCUACUCUUGUGAUGAAUUGGAACGUGAGGAGAGAGCCAGAGCCAGUGGUAGUUAUGGUGGUGGCGGUAGUAGUCGCGGUGGUAGUGUAAGUGGCGUGGAGGCAUCGCCUAGUUCCAACACUUCUGGCUCCAAUUCAUCUGCAACGAACUCAUUGUCGCCGCCAAUUUUUGUGUCGACCGAUGAGGCGGGCACCCAAACAACAGACGUAAAGCGUAAAACAUCUUCCCCAUCUCUCACCUCGAGAGUUGCGGCCAAGAUCAACGAGAAAACGAAUAACUAUCGUAAUCGGAGAGCAGUCGCAGCUGCUGCGGCUGCAGCGGCGAGCAAAGUGGCCAAAAAGCAACGCAAGGGGCAGAUGUCCUUAACAACGACAAGCGGAGGUGUUGGUGUAUGUGCAAGUGCGGGCGCGAGCGCGAGCGCUGAAAAGCGUGCAGAAUUCUACAAGCAAUUAAGUGUUGAACGCUUGCACACAUCAUCCAUAGUGCGACAACCCUCCGAUCGCAGACCGGAUGCAGGCAACCAAGCGCUGCGUUCCAACGGCAAUGCCACAACGUCCGCCGACAACACAGACGAUGUACAGCUACGCUUGCCAUCGAGCGCUUCAUACCCAGCCAGCGGGCCGGGCGGCGAAUCAAGCGCUGGCGUCGCGGGUAAAGGCGCAUUGGGACGCGGCACGCGUGAAUCGAAUGUGCCAUUGCCAGGCGAUGCGGCCGACUUGUCAGCUGCAACCGAUACGAAUGCGCAGGACGCAGCAGAAGGGAAAGAUGCACGCCGCGAGCGUUUACACCAGCAACAUCAACAGAAUAAAAGCGCACCCGUCUCGGUUAAUCGCUCCGAAUCGUACAAGGAGCGUUUAUCGCAAAAACGCAAUCGCAAUAGUCGACGCAAAACAUCAGAUCCUAGUCUGACGUCAAGGCCAAACGAUGAGCAAGCCGAUGUUGGUCUUUCCAAUUCCAAUUACACCGCAAGUUCCAAUUCUAGUCUUUCCUCGGGUGGCGGCUCUGAGAGUCCCAGCACCUCAAUGGAACAAAUGGGCGGCGCUGGUGGUGCAACAGCUACCGUCAGCGGCCAUCCAAUCGCGCAUCAUCACAGUAUGCACGCCCACCAUAACACAUCGCACCACCACAUGCACCAGCACAGCCAUCAGGACUCAUUUCAUGGCAGCAUUGGUAGCGGCUCGAUGAACACUAGCUUUUGGGGCAGCAGUUUUGGUGGCGUGGGCAGUGGAGCGGCCGGUCAGCGACCAUGGAAUUUCGAGAGUGACGAUGAUGAUGAUCUCAACGAGGCCGAUUGGAGUUCAAAUGUUACAGCAGAGCUAUUGGCUGCGCUCACUGAUGCGGAAAAAAAGCGACAGGAGAUUAUAAAUGAAAUUUACCAAACCGAACGCAGUCACGUGCGCAUUCUCAAACUCUUGGAACGUCUCUUCCUCUUGCCGCUACAGGAAAGCAGUCUGCUCACGCCAGAACAUUUAGUGCUCCUCUUCCCGCCCGCUCUUCUCUCGCUGCGUGAAAUACACUCAACCUUUGAGCAACAACUGAAGCAACGUCGUGUCGAACACAAUCAUGUGGUCACACAUAUCGGCGAUCUGCUGUCCAGCAUGUUCUAUGGAAAGUCCGGUGAUGAGCUGUGUCAAUAUGCGGCACAAUUUUGUGCACGCCAACAAAUCGCUUUGGAAGCACUGAAAGAGAAACGACGCAAGGAUGAACAAUUGCAGAAGCUAUUGAACAAGGCGGAAUCGCAUAAGGCGUGCAGGCGUCUGCAAUUGAAAGACUUGUUGCCGGCGGUGUUGCAGCGUCUCACCAAAUAUCCGUUGCUCUUUGAGAAUCUGUACAAAGUAACCAUACGCGUGGUGCCCGAGAACACAACCGAAGCGGAGGCCAUACAGUGCGCGCUGGAGUCGUCGAAAAAGAUACUCGUUGAUGUUAAUCAGGCUGUGAAGACCGCUGAAGAUGCGCACAAAUUGCAGAACAUACAGAAGAAAUUAGACAAGUCUACUUUUGAUAAGGACGAAUUUAAGAAUUUGGACCUAACGCAGUACCGUCUUAUACACGAUGGUAGCUUGACAAUGAAGAAGAAUCCCAGCAUACAAUUGCACGGUCUACUCUUUGAAGAUAUGAUUGUGUUGUUAACAAAACAGGACGAUAAAUAUUCAUUGAAAUAUUUGCAUGCCACACGCAACAUGGAAGUCAACAAUAAGCCCGUCAGCCCUAUCAUGAGCAUCGAUUCUGAGACGCUGGUGCGGCAGGAAGCCGCUGAUAAGAAUUCAUUCUUUUUGAUUAAGACAAAAACAUCACAAAUGUUGGAAUUACGCGCACCAAGCAGUUCCGAGUGUAAAACAUGGUUCAAGCACAUUUCCGAUGCCGCUGAACAGUACAAACCACGCUCGAAGAACGCCAAUCAUGAACCAGUCGACGAUCCAGCGAUCGCCACUUUACCGCAUUCCAAUACGAAGGAGUCCCUUGAACUCACACCAGAACGGCCGCCACCAGCUUCGGCCACCGCCACGGUGACGACUACACCAUUGGCGCCCAUGAUGCCCAUCGCUACGGCGACUUCGGUCAAUGUCAACAACAACAAUAAUAAUAAUAAUGACCAACAUAACGUACAAUUGCGAAAUGGGCGUCGGGAGAGCACCUCAACAGCUGGCAGCGCCGACCACAAAAUGCGGCUUAGUCACAACGAGCUCUCACCUUCGAUUGGCUCAUCGUCAGCCGCCUUAUCAUCCGCCUCCACAGCUUCGCUAUCGUCAUCGUCUGCGGUCAACCGCACAAUGUCGACGCGCAGUUGUGGCGAACCCAACAACAAUAACGGCGGCUACGAGAAUUCGAGCGUAACUCUUCGUCACACACAGUCGGCGCGUCAGGCGAACGGUCACAAUGUUGGUGCCGGCGCGGAUGAGUUUGGCUCGAAUAUAAGCGGCACGAGUCUCGGUAGUGGUUCGAAACGCGACAGCGCCAGCAUUGUGUACUCAAAUAACUCGAACAAUACGCGUACGUUGAUGCAAUCGUCUCCGCCAUUGGUCGAACCCACCGCCAUACAGAUCAGCAUUAGUCCGGCACAUACCGCCGAACCGGUACUCACACCGGCCGAGCGACUCCGUCGUCUGGAUGCGUCAAUACGUGACGGCCUGUUAGAGAAACAGAAAAUCAUUUGUGAUAUGUUCAGGCUGCCGGUGGAACAUUUUCAUGAGAUCGUCGACAUUGCGGCGAUGCCGGAAGCGCCCAAAGACAGCGCUGACAUUGCAUUGGCAGCGUACGCGCAGGUGCAAUCACUAACCGAGGUACUAAACGAUUAUAUGCAUGUGACGCCCGAACAUGAAAUAUCUGCUGUAUCCACGGCUGUUUGCGAUCAGUGCCACGAAAAGCAACAGCAACAGCAUCAUCACCACAGCCAACGACCGCUGACACCGCUCACGGCCGCCUCAUCGAAUUCAUCUUCAACAUCAACAAUGAACUCGACCGGCUCUUCGACUACAACACAAAUAGCAGCCACGAGCAGCGUUGCAGCUGCGGCUACAUUAGUAGACACACCACCACCCCUUCCGCCGCCGAAUAAGCAAAUAGCACAACAGCAAACACCCACCGCCAAAACACCGACCAGUACACGUACCGUGCUGCAAAAUGCAUUGCUAGAUGAGGAUAUACACGAAGACGACGACGGCUACUGCGAAAUCGACGAGCUGCGGCUGCCGGCUUUGCCACCGUCGCUAGCGUCAAAGGCUACCAAAGCUUCAUCUCCACCGCCGCCUUUACCACCUCCGGCUGGCAAUUUUAAAGCACCACCGCUGCCCCCACCACCAGCAGCAACAGUAACAACUCAACAUCACCAACUGCAACAGGAGGAGAGGAGUAGUUCCAAUGCAGUGACCACAAACUCGACUCUUCCUGAGGAAAACACUAAAACUGCGAACGCAGCUGAAUUGGUGAAACGUCAAAGCACAAUUAGCGCGGAUAGCAUUCCCGAAGAAUCUGCCGACGAGGUCACGCAGGCGUUAAGCGAAGAUAAAGAGGGCGAGCCGAUAACUGGCAAAGAGGAGGAUGUAAAUAUUAAGGAAGAUGAUAGUACGUUUAUGGCAGAUCCCACAGUUGGACAAACACAUAAGGAGGAGGCGAAGCAGGAAAAAAUUGAGCUCGAAGUAAAGGAGGAGGUGACAAGCGGUGACGAAAAGAAGGAAUCAGAUGAAAACAAAACAGCAGAUGAUAUAGCAAACGCAACCACAACAGUCACAAACGAUUUGGCAGAGACUACAGCAGCGGAGACUACUGGCUCCACUGAGCCGCAAAACGAGCAGAAUGCUUCGAAAGAAUGUGAAGAGACAGCAGACAAACCAACAACAACGGAUGCCACCAUAGUGUGCGGUGAAAAAAAAGCAGUGGACACAGCAGCACCAACAACAACAACUACAGCAAGCACUAACAAUACCCACGCCGAAGAGCACAUGGAAGUCAAUGACGCGUAUGAAACUUUGUCGACGCUGAGCAGUAAACUGAGCAGUGUUCUGACUAUGGUCGAUAACUCCACGCAGACAAUACCAACGGCACUGGCCACAAUUCCGGCAAUAGUCAACACAAACACCAAUCUUCCUGUACACUGCGGACCUAACCGCAUACAGCACGCCAACUCGCUGGAGCCAAGCGUGCCUUGUCAUGCGCUGAAUACGAUUGUUAGCUCAUUGAAUUCGCAAAUUUCAUUACUUUUGCCAAAGAUCAAUGAACGCGACAUGGAAAGGGAGCGCCUACGCAAAGAGAAUCAGCAUUUGCGUGAAUUGUUAAAUGCGAUGCAUGAACGUCAGCGAGUUGAAGCAAAAUUGGAAACUCCAACUGAUGCGAAUGCUAUGAUCAGUGCCGGUGAUACAACAUUAACCGAUGAAACGGAUGGCGACAAUGUCAAAACCUCAACCCCCAAGAUCAACUCCAACUCCCCAGCCGAUUUAGUGGCAGCGGCGGACUCCACACCUAUGGCACCAAGUGUCGGGAACACAGCAACACAGGAGGGCGUGAACUCCAUAACAACAAAAUCAACAGUUAACAAUACAACAACAAAAACAUCAUUAGAUCAAGCUACCACACCAACAACUAACACAGCACCACCCCAGGCAGCAGCAGCAGCAGCAUCAACUGAUAGCGAGAAUUAAACGAAAAGGGCCAAAAAGAAAGCAAUUAGAGUAUUGACUAAAUGUAAACAAAAUUUUGUAGAUAUAUAUAGAUAUAUACCAAUGGAUGUAUGCAUGUAUAGAUGUUGCACGAAUUCAAUUACUCGAUGUUAUUAUUAAAGAAUAUUGGUGAAGCAGAAUUGUUGUGGUCGUCGGCGUCGUAAGCGCAGUUCGUACAAUCGUACCUUGGUUAAUAGGAGAUAAAAUUGCAUUUUGUAGAAGAAAAUCAUGCAACAACGGCAACAGCAACAGCAACAAUAAUAAUUAUUAUAUAUUAAAUGAAAUUG